AUGCGUGAAAUCAACGGCGGGACUACACGUAAUAAAAUGGAAAACUCACAUGAAAAUGUUGAGGCAUUUGGAUGGGCAGCUAGAGAUACUUCUGGGGUACUUUCUCCUUUCAACUUCUCAAGAAGGGUGACUGGAGAUACAGAUGUGCAAUUCAAAGUUAUGUAUUGUGGAAUUUGUCAUUCUGAUCUUCAUCAACUCAAGAAUGAAUGGAGCAAUAGUAUAUAUCCAUUGGUACCAGGGCAUGAAGUUGUUGGUGUAGUAAUUGAGGUUGGUAGCAAAGUUGAGAAAUUCAAAAUUGGUGACAAAGUUGGAGUUGGAUGUUUAGUAGGAUCAUGUAGAGAAUGUGAAAAUUGUGACAAUGAUCUCGAAAGUUACUGUCCCGAUAUGAUAUUGACGUACAAUGGUGUUGACAUCGAUGGAACCACCACGUAUGGUGGUUACUCCGAUAUAAUGGUAAUGAAUGAGCACUACGUGGUCCAUUGGCUCGAAAAUUUACCAAUGGAAGCAGCUCCCCUGUUAUGUGCAAGGAUCACAACUUAUAGUCCUUUGAGAUAUUACGGACUAGAUAAACCUGGAAUGCACAUUGGUGUUGUUGGUCUUGGUGGUCUUGGACAUAUGGCUGUGAAAUUUGCUAAGGCGUUCGGAACCAAAGUUACUGUGAUAAGUACAUAUGUUAGUAAGAAAGACGAAGCAAUUGAUCCUUUAGGGGCAAUCCAGAUUUUUUUUUAA
Molecule: messenger RNA, 729 nt
Organism: Solanum stenotomum
Lineage: Eukaryota; Viridiplantae; Streptophyta; Magnoliopsida; Solanales; Solanaceae
Product: 8-hydroxygeraniol dehydrogenase-like
Exons: 4
Coding region: 1-729 (242 amino acids)
Biological process (GO): lignin biosynthetic process
Molecular function (GO): zinc ion binding; cinnamyl-alcohol dehydrogenase activity
Source: RefSeq, a predicted model, not a curated record